This is a messenger RNA of Cuculus canorus (common cuckoo), 3651 nucleotides long. Its product is annotated as syntaxin-binding protein 4-like. The record is from RefSeq and is a predicted model, not a curated record. Gene Ontology annotation, molecular function: protein binding. Bases 836 to 2713 code for a protein of 625 amino acids. Lineage: Eukaryota; Metazoa; Chordata; Aves; Cuculiformes; Cuculidae. The transcript has 19 exons.
CUGCAGGUUGCAUGGAGGACACCAGGGCAUCACUUUGUUUGCGCUGUGACACAGCCACGCUGCUCCAAGAGUCAGCUUGGGAAUGAUCAGACAAAAAGCUUCUACAUAAAAAUAGACCAGUGACCCCAAAGUGUAUUUGUGAGCUAUUCAGAUGUUUUCCCAAAAUGCUGGUUUUCUGACAGCUCCUGGUCGAGAGCGGCAGCAGAUGGAGUAGGGGUGCAAGUUCCACAGCUCCCAGCGCAGGAGGUCAGCCAGUGCCUGAGGCCAACAGUGCUGCUCUGUGCCGGGGAUUCCCUCCAGAGCUGCAGUCCAGCCCCUCAGCUCCCUGCGUGAGAGGGUACAGCACUUCAGGGGCUCCUCUUUUCCAUUAAGCAUCGUGCUAACCUGCACUGCCUUACUCUUCUGCAUGGCAUGCUUAGGCUGGAUAGAUGCUUGAGAGGCAGCGUGAGGAGCUUCUCCUGCUCCCAAACACCCAGACCAGCUAGGUAGGAUGAAGGAGGUCCCUAAGGACAUCUCUGCAGCUGCUGGGUGGCUGUGUCUGGCCCCAGCAAGCUGCCCCAGCUCCCCCGGGGAUGCGUGUAUUCUGAACCAGAAAGUAGCUGUCCCUGAAACAGAGACUUCCAAAGGGAAGACAUGUGGUGAGAGGUGUUUGCUCACCACCACAUGAAUCUUCUGGGUCUGCUUUGUUAUCUGUUAUUUAUUGCAGAAGGGAAAAUCAGGCUGUGACUUGGCUGCCCUCCAGCUCCAGUGCCAGGGAGGGAAUGGGGCUGCUCCACGGGUGUCCAUCCAAAAAAGGGCUGUGGACAUCCUGAGGACGGCGUCAGCCACCAGCCACAUGCGCCUUCUUAUAGCCCGCGAUGACGAUGCUCGGAGAGAGUUCUCUGAGCUAUUGGAGAAGUUUGGCUCCCAGAGCAAUACGGGCUCAGCACGGAGCUCGCCAAUCCUGCACAGCGGCAGUCGAUACCUGGAAAGUACAUCCUCAGGCUCCUCCUCACGCUCUCAGAGCCCGCUGCUGCUAAGCCCUGCCAAUUCCCAUGGCCCCUUUGUUGGGAACCCAGCGCACACCCCUCACACGCACUACUCCAUUGAAUCAGGAAUCCAGAGCAUUUCUAUAGCAAAAUCCUCCGGCUUAGGACUGACAGUCAGUGGUGGAUCUAACAGGCUGGAUGGCCCCAUGAUUUAUGUUCAAGAGCUUAUGCCAGAUGGUGACUGUUACAAGGAUGGUCGGCUCCGACCUGGUGACCAACUAAUCGCUAUCAACAGAGAUUCUUUGGUGGGCAUCACCCAUGAAGAGGCCAGAAAAAUAAUUGCAAAAGCCAAAUUCAGACACGAGGGAAACACAGAAGUGGCCUUUAUUCCUGGAAAGGGACGGUUACACCCUGGACUGUCAGUUCAUAAUAACGUCCCAUUGCCACCUCCAAAGGCUGUGGGGAACGGGCUGAGCUCCUGCAGACUGAAGGUCCAUGUGAGGUCCCCAGAGAAUAGACAUGAAAAUCACUUUCCUGUGCCUUCUUUGUCACCGGACAUUUGCCCACCAGAGCUUACUGUCUCAGCACCCACUUCAGAAUCCAAUCAUAAAGCAGCUUCAGGCACCAAACCAAAAGUAGCAUUGGAUCCCCAUAUCCGGCUCAAGGAUGGGAAACUGGAACUGGUUCUGCAGUAUCUUGGUCUGGAUGUGACCGAGGAGAAGAAACGGCAGUUGCGGCAGAGCUUGACCACAGACUCGCAGGGGACGGUGGCCUAUGGAGAUCUCCUCCAAGUGCUCAGGAACCUGCUGCAAGAGGAGCUGGAUGAGGCCGGUCUGGAUUCCAGCUCCAUGGUCUUCACGGAGCAUGAAGUGGCCACUUUGCUGGAUACAUCGGCUUUUCACUCUCUGACCGCUGACUCUCUUGGCUGCAACGACAAUGACGAGCUGGAGCACCUGCACCUGGAAAUGAUGGAACUGCGGCAAGAAGUCCGAAGGCUAAAGUCUCUCCUGAAAGAGGUGGAGAACAGCAAGAAGGCAAUGGAAGAGGAGCUGCAGAGACUGAACCAGAAAGCCCUGGGCUUCCUCUCCGAGAAUCGGACGCUGCACAGCAAGCUGCAGAUGGCAGAGGUCGUGCAGAGACAGGCUCACAGUGCGGAGCAGGAUUAUGAGGAAGUGAUCCACCUGCUGGAAGCUGAGAUUGCAGAACUGAAGAUGCAGUUGGCGGGGAAGAAAGCAAAACACGUCUCUGAAAUAGAGGAGGACAUCCUGGAACUGAAAAGACAGUUGUCCCUGGCUGACGGCCAGCUACGAAAAUCUGAAGUCUCCCGGAAGCGCCUGGAGAUCUGCAACAGGAAACUGCUCCUGUUUGUGCAGAAUGUUCACAAGGUCCUGAGCACACCCAGCUGGUUACCAGAGGAGAAAAGAGUCAACAGUGACACAGAAGAGGAUAAAACAGCUGCAAUCUCAGAUACAUCUCCUCCAUCUUCAGAUCUUGUUGACCUUUUGCUUGCAGAAGCUAAAGAGCUGUUAGCGCAAAUCCUCUCCAACAAGGACGCUCUGCUGUGCGACAGGGACCAGUGCCUGCCUGCAGAAGGAAUCCCAAACUACAAGGACCGAUCACCUCAACUCAACCUGAGUAUCUGCCAGCACAGAUUUUUAGGUGGGUACAUUUGCAAACCACAAUUUCAUAGCUAUGAAAAGCAUUUUCUGACAACAGAAGUGGCCGCUACUACUUUUCUUUCCUAAAAUACCCACUGUUGUUUUCAUGUUAUCCUGUGUCCUUCUCUCAAACCACAUAAAACAUGUUUCUCAUGUUCAGCCAUCUCCAUCAGAAGACCACAUGGCCCCCUCCUCCAAGCCAGAGCAAGACUGACCAACUGAAGCCACCAAGUCCAACCAGCGAAAUGCCUAAGAAGCCUUCAUAAACUUCCCAGGACUUGUGCUCUGAACUGCGCCUGUCUGGAACCUAGCUGCCACUGUGCUGGGACAUGGGAAGGACUAUGGGUGCUUUGCUUCAGCUCCCAGGCAAACCAGACUGAGAAACAAGCUUUCUGAGACGAGACUAAUUUCUCCCUAACCACCCAAAACUUUUUUAGCAGCCUCCCCUGCGCGUCUACCUCUGAGCUCUUUUACAAGGCUUUUUGCUCAUGGUUUUGCAGCUUUAUAGGAAAAAUAUUCUCAAGAGGCUACAAAGGCCUGGAUUUCACUGGCAGCCUUUUAUUUAGAGCUUGUAUUCUGGGUAGUAAGAGGAGCAUGAACUUACCCAAGGGACUUGUGGGUCUCCAGCAGAUUCCUUUUGGUAUUUCAUAUGAAAAACCAAAGCAUAUUUAGUGACUGUAAUCAAAGGAACUUAAUCUGUAGCAUCCUAGCUGUCUCAGGAUAGGUACUUCUUUUUUUAUUCUUUUUGUAUAGCUUGUCCCAGCUGCAACACUUCGAAUGGAAAGCACCAUUGCAGCCAGUUGUUGGAUAGUGUGGGGAUAGCCAGCUGUGUGCUGCUGGUGACACUGUGCUGCUGGACACCAAACACUCCCUGGAAUGCAAGAGAUGACACACAGAACGUAUUUCAGUGAAGGCCUAUGGCAUCACUUGGAAAUGAGAUACAUGUGAUGCAAGAGGGCAUGCGGAGAGUAACAAAUGGGCUUGAGAUCUCAGAUGAACAUGAGGACAGGAAAAUAAAAUGGAAA